GGGCCGGCAGCAUUCCAAACGGGAACCCGAGGUUUUCACUUCACUGUUGAUGGAAACAAGAGGGCAUCUGCUAAAAUUUCUGAUUCCAUUUCUGCUCAGUAUCCAGUAGUGGAUCAUGAAUUUGAUGCCGUGGUGGUGGGUGCUGGAGGGGCCGGCUUGCGAGCUGCGUUCGGCCUCUCUGAGGCAGGCUUUAACACAGCGUGCGUUACAAAGCUGUUUCCUACCAGGUCACACACCGUCGCAGCGCAGGGAGGAAUCAAUGCUGCCCUGGGAAACAUGGAGGAGGACAACUGGAGGUGGCAUUUCUACGACACCGUGAAGGGCUCUGACUGGCUGGGGGACCAGGAUGCCAUUCACUACAUGACAGAGCAGGCCCCUGCUGCUGUAGUUGAGCUGGAAAAUUAUGGCAUGCCUUUUAGCAGAACCGAAGAUGGGAAGAUUUAUCAACGUGCAUUUGGCGGACAGAGCCUCAAGUUUGGAAAAGGCGGGCAGGCACAUCGGUGCUGCUGUGUGGCUGAUCGGACCGGCCACUCACUUUUGCACACCUUGUAUGGAAGGUCUCUGCGAUAUGAUACCAGCUAUUUUGUAGAAUAUUUUGCCUUGGAUCUUCUGAUGGAAAACGGGGAGUGUCGUGGUGUUAUUGCCCUGUGUAUAGAAGAUGGGUCCAUACAUCGCAUAAGAGCAAAGAACACUGUUAUUGCUACUGGAGGCUAUGGGCGUACCUACUUCAGCUGCACGUCUGCCCACACCAGCACUGGCGACGGCACGGCCAUGGUCACCAGGGCAGGCCUUCCCUGCCAGGACCUAGAGUUUGUGCAGUUCCACCCUACAGGCAUAUAUGGUGCUGGUUGUCUCAUUACGGAAGGGUGUCGUGGAGAAGGAGGCAUUCUAAUUAACAGUCAGGGUGAGAGGUUUAUGGAGCGAUAUGCCCCUGUCGCGAAGGACCUGGCAUCCAGGGAUGUUGUUUCUCGGUCGAUGACUCUGGAGAUCCGCGAAGGAAGAGGCUGUGGCCCUGAAAAAGAUCACGUCUACCUGCAGUUGCACCACCUGCCCCCUGAGCAGCUAGCCAUGCGCCUACCUGGCAUUUCAGAGACAGCCAUGAUCUUCGCUGGCGUAGACGUCACCAAGGAGCCAAUCCCUGUCCUCCCCACCGUGCAUUAUAACAUGGGCGGCAUUCCCACUAACUACAAGGGGCAGGUUCUGAGGCAUGUGAACGGCCAGGAUCAAAUCGUGCCCGGCCUGUAUGCUUGCGGGGAGGCUGCUAGCGCCUCAGUGCAUGGUGCCAACCGUCUUGGGGCAAACUCACUCUUGGACCUGGUCGUCUUUGGCCGGGCAUGUGCCCUGAGCAUCGAAGAGUCUUGCAGGCCUGGAGAUAAAGUUCCUCCAAUUAAACCAAAUGCUGGGGAAGAAUCUGUCAUGAAUCUUGACAAAUUGAGAUUUGCUGAAGGAAGCAUAAGAACAUCGGAACUACGACUUAACAUGCAGAAGUCAAUGCAGAAUCAUGCGGCAGUGUUCCGUGUGGGAAGCGUGUUGCAGGAAGGCUGUGAGAAAAUCAGCCAGCUCUAUGGAGACCUGAAGCACUUGAAGACGUUUGACAGGGGAAUGGUCUGGAACACGGACCUGGUAGAGACCCUGGAGCUGCAAAACCUGAUGCUGUGUGCACUGCAGACCAUCUACGGAGCAGAGGCGCGGAAGGAGUCACGGGGUGCUCAUGCCAGGGAGGACUACAAGGUGCGGAUUGAUGAGUAUGACUACUCCAAGCCCAUUCAGGGGCAGCAGAAGAAGCCCUUUGGAGAGCACUGGAGGAAGCAUACCCUCUCCUAUGUGGAUGUCAACACUGGAAAAGUCACUCUGGAGUACAGACCCGUAAUCGACAAAACAUUGAACGAGGCCGACUGUGCCACCGUCCCCCCGGCCAUUCGCUCCUACUGAUGAGAUGAGAGAUAGUGACUACAGAAUCAGCUCUUGUAAUUAUGUAUAAUAGCUCAUGCAUGUGUUCAUGUCAUCACUUUCUUUGUAAGUUUCUGCACUCUAGGGAAUAAGGAGUCUGUUUGCAUAGAGAUCGGCCCGCGACUUGCCAGGAACCCAACACCUAAGGAGUGCUGCACUUCCUUUUGUCCCCUGCUUCGUUCUUGUGAAAUGAUAAAACUGCACAGUUCCCAAAUAAAAGAAAUUAACA
Molecule: messenger RNA, 2179 nt
Organism: Carlito syrichta (Philippine tarsier)
Lineage: Eukaryota; Metazoa; Chordata; Mammalia; Primates; Tarsiidae
Gene: SDHA
Product: succinate dehydrogenase complex flavoprotein subunit A
Exons: 14
Coding region: 277-1932 (551 amino acids)
Biological process (GO): mitochondrial electron transport, succinate to ubiquinone; tricarboxylic acid cycle
Molecular function (GO): succinate dehydrogenase (quinone) activity; electron transfer activity; flavin adenine dinucleotide binding
Source: RefSeq, a predicted model, not a curated record